UUUGGAGUCUUGCAUUGCAUUGCAUCAUCCAUAGCCCAAAAAACAAAAGCCUUCUCUGCUCUGCAAAGAGUGUGGGUCUGUUCCUCCCCUUUUAUCUGUGCAUCCAUGUCGGCCACACACUUCGUGGCUUUCCAAUAUUUGAACCCCAAAGAUUCGCUUUUCUGAAUUCCGUUUUUUUUUCUUCUCUUCCUUUUCCCGGGUCUUUGUUGCCUCAGAAUUUCCUGCUUCAAUUUUGGAGAUCUUCCUGCAGAGAUUCUUGUGCGGGCAGUUACAGAUUUUUCUCUUUUCUUUUGUUUCUUCUAUCUUCUUGCCCUUUUUAUUAUCUUCCUUUUACCACCCUCAGAGACAAGACAGCGACUCAGACUGUUCCGUUCUGUUCUGUUCUGUUCUUUGUGUUCUGUUCUCUUCUCUUCUGUCCUAGAUCUUGAACUCUCUUCUGCAACAUCUUCGUCUUUCUGCAAUGAUCCACUUUUAAACUUAUCACCCUAUAUCACACCAAAACUUCUUCUUUCAGAUUUCUAAUUCUGUAAAACACACCACUCUUGCCUCCAUGGAAGCCACCCUUUGACCCCUUCAAUUCUCCAUCACAUUAGGUUUUCUUAAUUUAUUGUGUCAAACUUGUGGAGACACACCUAUUUAUUGACAACAAUUUAGAGGGACUUGAAUUGGUCAGUCAGCAAAAUUGGGACUCGGAAUCAGAAACUGUGGGCGACUGGGAUUCUCUUUCUCAGUGGAAAUAAAAUUUUUAACUACCACCACUCUGAGUUUUCUCAGAAUUACUGUGAACAGGAGUGAUCAUAUAUAUGCUUUUUAAGGUGCGCUGAAUUUGGGAAAAUCUACAGUAGCGGUGAGAGUUGAUGAGAGAGAUGAUUACAUUCAUGGACUCAAAGGAGAAAUCGAAGGAGGCGGAGAGGUGUUUGGAUCCUCAGCUAUGGCAUGCGUGUGCGGGUGGCAUGGUGCAGAUGCCAGCAGUGAACAGCAAGGUGUAUUACUUCCCUCAGGGCCAUGCUGAACAUGCAUGCGGAGCGGUUAACUUCAGGACCUGUCCCAAGGUUCCGCCUUUGGUUCCAUGCAGAGUGGCUGCCAUCAAGUACAUGGCUGAUCCUGACACCGACGAGGUGUAUGCAAAACUCAGGCUUGCUCCUCUGACCGUCAAUGAUGCUGAUUACGACCGUGAUGUUGUUGGACCCGAAACUCAGGACAAGCCUGCUUCAUUUGCGAAAACCUUGACCCAAUCCGAUGCCAACAAUGGCGGGGGGUUUUCUGUUCCGAGGUACUGUGCGGAGACGAUUUUCCCGAGACUAGAUUACUCGGCUGAUCCUCCUGUUCAGAACAUCCUCGCCAAGGAUGUUCACGGGGAAACAUGGAAAUUCAGACACAUCUACAGGGGCACGCCCAGGCGGCAUCUGUUGACAACUGGAUGGAGUACUUUUGUGAAUCACAAGAAGCUUGUUGCAGGAGACUCGAUUGUGUUUUUGAGGGCAGAAAACGGGGAUCUCUGUGUCGGGAUUCGGCGAGCCAAGAAGGGGAUUGGUGGGGGACUCGAGGGCUCCUCUGGCUGGAACCCUACAGGAGGAAGCUGUCCUAUGCCCUAUGCUGGAUUUUCACCUUUUCUCAGGGAGGACGACAACAGAAUCCUCAGAAAUGGUAACACCAAUGGGUUGAACCCCAGUGUGAGUAUGACGGGCAGGGGCAAAGUCAGACCAGAAGCUGUUGUUGAAGCUGCAAAUCUCGCCGCCAAUAAACAACCAUUUGAGGUUGUCUACUACCCUCGGGCAAGUACUCCUGAAUUUUGCGUCAAGGCCCCACUGGUAGAAGCAGCACUGCAGAUUCGAUGGUGCUCUGGUAUAAGAUUCAAGAUGGCCUUCGAAACCGAGGACUCCUCACGGAUAAGUUGGUUCAUGGGAACCAUAUCUUCGGUUCAGGUUUCCGAUCCCCUUAACUGGCCUAACUCACCUUGGAGACUUCUCCAGGUGACAUGGGAUGAACCGGAUUUACUUCAAAACGUGAGAAGGGUGAGUCCAUGGCUCGUUGAAUUGGUGUCAAACAUGCCUGCCAUUCAUCUUUCACCAUUCUCACCACCAAGGAAGAAAUUGAGAUUGGCUCAACACCCAGAUUUCCCCCUUGAGGGGCAGAUUCCUCUGCCAACAUUUUCCGGCAAUCUUCUUGGUCCCAGCAACACCAACCAGUUUGGUUGUGCACCCGAAAGUACUCCUGCUGGCAUGCAGGGAGCCAGGCAUGGUCACUAUGGUCUUCCCAUAUCGGAUCUCCAGUUCAGCAAACUACAUCCAGGUCUAUUUCCUGCUGGUUUCCCUCCUCUUGAUCACGCUGCUACGCCGCCAAUGAGAAUCUCUAAUAACCAGCCGCCAUUGCAGAAGCCCAGCAUGAGUGAGAACGUCUCUUGCUUAUUGUCUAUGGCAAAUUCUACUCCAUCUUCCAAGAAAACGGAUGAGGGGAAGACACCCCAGCUCGUGCUUUUCGGCCAGAGAAUUCUCACCGAGCAGCAGAUAUCUCUCAGCAGCUCCGUUGACACAUUCUCCCCAGUUCUUACCAAAAAUUGUUGCUCCGAUGGACACGCAGAUAAAGCGCCUAAUGUUUCUGAUUGUUCUGGAUCGGCUCUUCAUCAGCAGCAAGGCCAACAGGAACAACAACGUUCCUCUUGUGAGAGGUUUCAAUGGUACAAAGAUAACCCUCAAGAAACUGAGACCGGUCAUUGCAAAGUUUUCAUGGAGUCAGAAGAUGUAGGCAGGACUAUGGACCUCUCGUCGCUUCGGUCCUAUGAUGAACUCUACAGAAGGCUAGCAGACAUGUUUGGCAUAGAAAAAUCUGAGAUGUUAAGUCAGGUGCUCUAUCGCGAUUCUAAUGGAGCUGUCAAACACAUUGGUGAUGAACCAUUGAGUGACUUCAAAAAAUCAGCCAGGAGGUUGACUAUUCUAACGGAUUCUGGCAGCAACAAUGUAGGAGUGUAGUGUGGCAAAAUAAACCAUUCUUUCAAUUGUACAGACGGUUCAUCAUCAAGUCCUCUAUUUCCAAUUUUCUGACCCUUUACAUCUUUCCUGCGGCUGCUGCAAUGGAAGGAGCCACUCUCAUCUAAUUUUUUAAUAGCAAACUCUCCAAACCCCCCACAUAAAUGUUUCUCUUUCAUCUCAAAGGAGAUGCUUGGAUUUUGAGUUUUUGGAAUUUUGAUUGCAAUGAUCACACCUCGUGUUGCACCUCUUCUUUUUGUUUCACUUUAUAUUUCCCUCACUUCUCUUCAAAUUUUGGUGGUGGAAAAGGGUGGAAUGACAGUGAGAGAAGAUAAGUUAGAGAUCAUAUUAAUAUAUUGGUUUGUUUUGGUUUGGCUUGUUUUGUAUGCAGUAAAAACCAGUAUUCAAGUGAAAA
Messenger RNA from Vigna unguiculata (cowpea), 3381 nucleotides. RefSeq names its product auxin response factor 18-like. NCBI's taxonomy places the organism in Eukaryota, Viridiplantae, Streptophyta, Magnoliopsida, Fabales, Fabaceae. Gene Ontology annotation, biological process: regulation of DNA-templated transcription; response to hormone. Gene Ontology annotation, cellular component: nucleus. Gene Ontology annotation, molecular function: DNA binding. The record is from RefSeq and is a predicted model, not a curated record.